Molecule: messenger RNA, 5839 nt
Organism: Acanthaster planci (crown-of-thorns starfish)
Lineage: Eukaryota; Metazoa; Echinodermata; Asteroidea; Valvatida; Acanthasteridae
Gene: ppp1r10
Product: protein phosphatase 1 regulatory subunit 10
Cellular component (GO): chromatin; PTW/PP1 phosphatase complex; nucleus
Molecular function (GO): protein phosphatase 1 binding; metal ion binding
Source: RefSeq, a predicted model, not a curated record
UUCUCACAUCAUGAUAGCAUUCCAAACAUACUCAGUAUAAAAGAGUACCUUGGAUUCAUACUUUUGUAAAGAAACAAAAAAAGACGAAUUUCACAGAGUAUAUGAAGAAAAAGUAAGACGCUAAAGGGUUCUAUGCGACGUAUUCAGGGCGUCUCUCUGACGUCAUUCAGCGCAUGCGUAUAAAUACGCAGAUAGCAGUCAGUCGUUUUUGUCGUUGCACGAGAGAAUUUAUUUGGCCUCGUUGAGAAAAUUCGAAUCCCAAAUAUUACCUUCUAUCGAUAUAUUCAAACUUUCAGUUGUCCACCAAGUGACGACUGGUGACUUAUAGACAUUGUUUCACAUCCUUUUGCACAAAUUUGUUUGCAGUUUAUUACAAGAAAGUAAAGGGGAAAUGCACAGGAGUUUUCGUGGCUUGAGAGAAAAACAUGGCGGGCGUCAUUUUUCUGCUGAAAAAGUGAGGCCAUACGUUGAGCCAUAAGUUUAAAAUUUCGACCUGGAAAUGUCCCCUUGCUGACGUACUAAGUAUGUAAAACUAGUUGGCAAGAUCCCCUUGGUGUCUGAAACAAGUACAAUGUAAAUCUAGGAGUGUAUUUCCAAGCAUUGUUAAAGAAAAGAGGUUUGUUCGGCGUGCUCUCGCACCCGGUUGUGCCGGGAACGUCAUCCAGAUCCUGCAGGGGGACUGUUGGAAAAAAAUAUACAGCCCCCCCCCACACCGGGGUGACGUUCAGUUCAGAUCCAGAACAGAUUUAUUCAUCUUUUAUAUGAAAAUGUCUAAUGCCGUGGAUCCCUACCAGUUGCUGAAGGCUCUUGGGCCUUUACUGACGGCCGACGGAGCCAUCAAGAACAAGGCUCAAGUCCCAAGAAUAGCUGGCCUAAUGAAUGGAGCCAGAAAACUUGUCAGUCGCUGCAUCUACAUAAACAUUCUUCGGGCAACCAGCGAUGAAGCGUUACUCAAAAGCUUUGUGUUGGACGGAGGUUGGGAGCUCCUCAACACGUGGCUCCAGGAGGCCAAGGAGACCAACAACAUCGCCUUCCUGACUGAGCUCCUGAAAGCCCUCCAAAAGCUUCCCGUCACCAUCGACAUCCUGAAGAAGAACAAUACCGCCAAGAUGAUCAAACAGAUGAGUAAAACCGAAACAGAUGAAAAGUUGAAGUCCUUGGCGGAAGAGGUAGUCUCAGAGUGGAUGAAAGUCAUCAAGCAAACUCACGAGAAUGCCGACGGCAAGCCCGCGUCUGCUUCCUCGGUCGUGAAGAAGAAGAAGAAACUCAUCAAGAAGGAGACUCCCAAGGGGGAGAACGAGAAGGAUGCAGAGGACGGCGAUGGUGACCCGAUUCCCAAAAAACUCAAAAUGGCGAAGAAUGCGAGUUCCAAAUCGGAAAACAAUCAUGAGAGGACUAAGAAAGUUAACAUCGGCAAAGCAGACCCGGACGCCAAGGGCAAAGUGCUGUCCUCGCAGGGGAAGUCUCCCAAGUCGGAGAAAUUGCCGUCCAAGGUUGGCAAGGAGGUUGCAGAGAAAGAAGGGAAAGUUGGCGAGAAAGAGGAGAAACCGAGAGUGGCGAAGAUCAAGAGACCGGCCCACACCAAGUUCAGGGCGACAGGUUUAGAAAAGGCGUCAACGUUGCCGCCCAUCAAGAUCAAGAAGAAGCCAGUUGAAGCUCCACCAACCCUCACCAAAGGAGACAAGGCAAUGCCCGUCAAACGGGAAGGUCCUAUCUUUGGAAAGUCUCUCCUCCCCCCGGAGAAGAAACCCAAAUUAGACACUCCGUCCUCCGUUCCCGGAAAGCCGUCCUCAAACACGACGUCCGCAUCAUCCUCAACAAGCACGUCUACGUCGGCCAGUAACAACCACGGCAAGGUCAAGCUCAUCCCUGCAAAACCUAAACAAGUGCACGAGAGCUCCAACUUCAUGGACGCGCUCAACGCGCCCGCCAUCCCGGUCAGGAAGGUGAAGAUGAAGAAACAGCAGCCCAAGCCGACCUCACCCACCACGAACAAGCCCGCUAGUCAUCUGUAUGAAACCUCCAAAGGUGGUAGUAAGACCAUGGAGGAGGCGGACACCACCCAGGAAACAAAACCGGACCCUCCAAAAUUCCGGUUCUACUCUUCUGGCCAAAACGACGAGGAUACCUCGGAGAAGUCGGAGGGCAAAGACGAGGCGAGUGACGCGGACAAGAAGAGCUCGGCCGGCACGGGCAACCUGAAGCUGAUACCGACCAAGUCCAAGAAGUGCGUCAAGUGGAAAGAGGAGGAGAAACUGGUGGACAUCUGCUACUUUGAGAUGGACGAAACCGAAAGAGUGAACGUGAACAGGCCCAAAGACUUUCGGAAUGCCGCCCACAUGGAGAUGGUCAUGGAGCGAGAGGCCAUGAAGAAUGCUAAACUCCACGGCGAGGGGGCCACCUCGCACCUCGCUGGCAAUGACCUCCUACCGUGGCGUACCCCAGCCCGCAUCCAGGUCAUAGAUGUCCCACCCAUAGAAUACGGCUCCAAUAGCUUAGAAAAGGGCGUCCAGAAGCAGCGAGAAAUGAUUGUCCUGCAGGAGAUCUACUUCGAUAAGAGCAUGAUCCCCGACACGCCCAAGGAGCCCGACCCAGAGCCGUUUGAGCCCAAGGAGCCAACAAGGAUACCCCUGGAAGACGAGACCAAGAGGAAACCUGAUGCUGAUGAGACGGCCAAUUCCUCCCAGGGAUCCACCCCCCUCUAUUCGGAGCCCAUGCUGACCAGCAACCCGGCGGGUAGCCAGCCCCCGCUGCAUCCAGGCAACCACCCACAGGGCCUCACCUUACCCCCAGGCCUGCAGCUGGACAACCUCCCGCCAGCCCUAGCCAGCCUGGUCCAGCAGAUCCCCGGGGGACACCCUCCCUCGAUACAGCCAGGCACCCAGGGCCAGCCCCUUCCAGGUCCCGGCUUGCCCAACAGUGAGCCGCCCUCCACCAAUGCCACCAUCACCAAUGUGCAGAACCUGCUAAACUCAAUCAUGGGCAACCAGGGGGGUACCCAAGAGGAACAGAUCAACAAACUCAGGGAGGUGCUGGAACCCUUCAAGAAUCAACAACCAGGUUCAUUAGGUCCACCACAGCCCAACCACCCGGGCGGGCCCAACUUCAAUCCCGAGGGCUGGGGUCCUAGGGGCCCCGGGGGACCUGGUCCCGGUCCUGGUCCCGGUCCCGGGCCUGGCCCCAUGCGAGGCAGAGGUGGAAUGGGUCCCCGCUUUGGAGGACCGGGCAGAGGUGGUUUCAAUCCACGCUUCAAUGGACCCCAGUUCCCUAACGGCCCGUCUCGGUUCCCUGGCCCCGGAGGCCCAGACAUGCCCCCCAGGGGUCCCCCCAGGCCCCUCUUGAGCAAUCCGUGGCCACGUGGAGGAGGUGGACGUGGAAGGGGAGCUGUCAAUUUCGCAUCCCGGCCCGUCUGCAGGCACUUCAUGACUCCCCGGGGCUGCGAGAGGGCACAGACCUGUCAGUUCUACCAUCCGGGAGUCAAUGGACCUCCGUUAACGCAAUGACGGCUCGCCCCUGACCCCAGAGCAGCCGAAGGAAAAACUGAGAAAGAGCCUCCCGAACUGUGCACUGACGGCCCGGUGAAAUGCACCCAGCGCAAAGGAUGGCAAUUACUCCUCUCUCGUUGUUUUGGAGUAGGAGCGAACAGAGAAGGGUCUCACGCCUAGGUGCUGGCCCUCUCGUCAAAGACGUCAACGGAGAGGCCUUCUCCUUCUGUGUUAACUCAGCCGACAGUGCAGGGAGGAUUCCCGACCCCUUUUCCGUGCGAGUGGGGGCACUGCGAUAUCCCUCACAAGUCUCGCCGACCGGAGUGAAAAAAAAUCUGAGAUCUGAGAUGCCUCUGCAGUUACCCUCGCUGGCUCGUAGCACUCCCACGCCUCGCCGGCAUAGAAGAGACAGGUUGGUUGGGAGAUGUCCAAGUUGGUGCGCAGCGUGCAGGCGGAAAUUUGCAGCAGAUAUUGGUCAUGCCUGCCCAGUGCAUUCAAUGCCAAACCUGUGCGCACACCUGGUACUGGCGUACCACAGAAACAUCAUUCCCGUGUGAAGGAUGCACCGUUUUUUGUGACUGCAAGGAGAUGACAACUACUGGGCGUCAACUGCCCAGUGCUACCAGGCUUGAAGCAGCCCGGACAACUGCAUAAAAAUGAGGCAUCUACAAACUCUGUCAAUUCUUGCUGCUCGUCUCUUGCAAUGAUGUCCAGUAUAUUGUCGCCACACCCCCACAUCAGGGGUAGCAUGCAGGCUUGACCUUUGAACUUCCUGUCGGGCUGGUUUGCGCAGACUCUCAUAGCUCCACAGUAGGAGAAGACCCAGGAUGUGCUUUGCUUCGGAACAUUUCAAGUACUUGAACCAUUUUGGUCUGAUUAGUGGCCACUCAUGAAGUCGUCACAGAUAUACUGAGACCUUUCUGUGUUGGACUGCCCACGUCGUGGGGUACCACUCACAGAAUCACUUGCGUUUGUAUUCCAGAUUGGCAUCUUCCGUCAUUUUUUUCAUUCUUUUUAUACAUCAGUCAGACUCUCAUUAUGAAGCUGAAGUUUGGAAUUUUCCCUACGCACUUGUCCAAAGUGGGACACCCCAUCUUCCAGCCCCCAAGGAAAAAGUGAUUUCUAUUGUAGGAUUGGGCCCCAUGAAGGCUUCUGUCAGUUGCCUGAACAAUUUUUUAUCACGCUUUUGAAAUGGGGAAAAAUGAAUAGUUCCCUCCCUCCACCGUACACACUCAAAAAAAAAAGGGAAAAAAAUUUAUUCUUUCCUUUUUAGCCAAGGCUUUGUGAUUUUUCCUAGGUCUACAAAGCAUACCCUCCCCAUCUGUGUUUUUCACCAGUAGCCUGAUUGCUUAUAAUGGAACUGCAAAUUGUUGUUAUAGGCGUUCAUUAUCUGGGACCAUUUUUAAUCUGCACGAAAAAGUAGGGCAGGUUAUUAGUUCAGAAUGUGACCGGGGGCAGGGGAAUUGGCAAUCCUUUGACCUAAAAACACUGGGAUUGACUGUUUACAGAACAGUUAAUAAGUCAAUGGCAAGGGACCACACUUUGAUUAUGCCCCCCCCCCUUUUUCUCGGUCCGCCCUCAGGUAAAUUUUCCUUCAUACGUUCAGCAGUUAUUAGGCUAUCUCUUUGUUCUGGUUUUGAAUAACUCACAGGUAGAUUAUGUUGGAGUUCGAACCUCUAUAGACAAAUAACGACGAUCAUACAACGACGAUCAUACAACACACUCUGGGAUGUUAUUAGUAAGCACCAGUUACGAAUGCAGAAUGUCUUGUGGUUCAAAUGCUGUUCCAUUCAAUUGGAGACACAAUUUUCCUUUGGACGUUUGUCCCAUGGCCUCUGCACAGUCUCGUCGCAAUUAUAUAAAUCAUGGUUACAUAUCUGUGCAGGUUUCGAAAGCCAACCUAGGAGGGUAUUGUACAUUUGGGAGGGGGGGGUCGGAACACAUUUGGCAUUAAGAUAAAUGUACCAGACAGUUGGGUAGUGUUGGAGUGGAGUCCGUCACAAGUCCAGUCACAAGCCCCUUCACUAGACCAGUCGUGAGUGACAUGGUGAACAGCAACAAAGGGAUACUUUUGUCUCAGUUCACUUGAACAGCUUUUGGCUUGACUUGUAAUGGGCUUGUAUUAGGCUCAACAAUAACAUUGCAGUUGGGAGUUCAUGAAUGAAAUGGUGGGGACACCGCUGCUCAACUCUGACCUCUUCACGGACAACGUGCAGCCUUGUAGUCGAGACCUCCCCAAACCAUCGCAAGACCGCACAAGACCACCACAAGUCCAGCACACGCUUCCAGUCUGAGUUCAAGUCACAAGCAAUUGCAGCAAUAGCAUUGCUCUAUCAUUGUUCCCACGGGUACUU